CGCGAGGGACGCCCCGAGAGUCGGCGACCCCGAAGUGGAGCCCGAGCCGGAGUCGGCGGAGCCCUCAGUCCCGCCAGGCGCCUGCCGCACGUCCCGCCAGACCUGCUGCCGGUUGGGACCAGGUCUCGCCGCUACGUGGGCUGCCCACUGUGCAACUCGGUCAGCCGGGAUCACCUGUGAUUGGUGUUCAGGGCUGCUCUGCACACAAACUGAAGCCUGACCUGUCCUCACCGGCUUGCAAGCAGAGCAACUGCCUUCUUUCUGCUCCCCCCGACUCGGAAAGCCAAGGUAGGACCCCGGGUGCCAAGGACGUGUGUCCAAUGCAGGACUCUUCACUGUCCUGCCAGUGAACAAAGAAACGUGGACCCUCUGCCACCUCUAGGUAUUGCAGCUGCACAGUCCCAGCAGCUGGCACCUGGUGGCCUUCUGACUGCAGGGAGGUGACAGCAGAGUCCCCUAGAUACUGAUUGGCUCCUGGGCCAGCAGCGUGUGAGAUGGGACGUACGUCGAAAGACAAGCGGGAUGUCUACUACCGCCUGGCCAAGGAGAACGGCUGGCGUGCCCGCAGCGCCUUCAAGCUGCUGCAGCUGGAUGAGGAAUUCCAGAUCUUUAAGGGUGUGACACGGGCUGUUGACCUGUGUGCAGCCCCAGGCAGCUGGAGCCAGGUUCUGAGCCGGAAGAUUGGGGCCCAGGGGCCUGGCCGAGUGGUGGCUGUGGACCUACAGGCUAUGGCUCCACUGCCAGGUGUGAUCCAGAUCCAGGGGGACAUCACCCAGCUGUCCACUGCCGAGGAGAUCAUCCGGCACCUGGAGGGCUGCCUGGCGGACCUGGUGGUGUGUGAUGGGGCUCCCGAUGUGACUGGGCUCCAUGACGUUGAUGAGUACAUGCAGGCCCAGCUGCUCGUGGCGGCUCUGAACAUCGCCACACACGUCCUAAAGCCAGGAGGCUGCUUCGUGGCCAAGAUCUUUCGCGGCCGAGAUGUGACACUUCUCUACAACCAGCUGCGUGUCUUCUUCCCCAGUGUUCUGUGUGCCAAGCCCAAGAGCAGCCGCCACUCCAGCAUCGAGGCCUUUGCCGUCUGCCAGGGCUACGACCCUCCCGAGGGCUUCCGGCCAGACCUGAGCCAGCCCCUGCUGGGCCAAUCCUACGAUGUCAGCCAGCUGGCUGGGCCCACCCGCGUCAUUGUGCCUUUUGUCAUUUGUGGGGACCUCAGCGCCUAUGACUCGGACUGCAGUUACCCACUGGAGCAACAAGAUGGCUCUGAGCAUAAGUACAGCCCCCCCACAGAACCCCCCUUCCCUCUCCCACGCCAGGGGGCCUGUGCGUUGAAGAAGGGAUGGAUAGCCAAAGAGUUCCACCCUCAGGCCUAUCCCGGCAACAGAGUGGACAUGUGGUCCCAACCCCUGGCCACCCCUCAGUACCACAUCCUGCUUGCCCCUAGAUGGCAGAUAGUAAGACUGAAAAGGAUUGUUCACAUUCCAUUUGCUGACAGUCUGAUAAAAACACUGACGCUGCUCGGUACCAGGAAAGACAAAUUGUGAGUUGAUCCUAGUAACAAAAUCAUGUCAACUGUGGGCCUGAGCAAACAGGGCACAGGUUGGAGUUUGCAGUGGCCACCACAGGGACGCGAGGAAAGCAGCAGAAUAUAGGUGUGCGGGAUUCCUGAUGGGCCCUGCCUCUUGUCUGCCUCUGCCGAGGUGUGCUUAUGUCCACAAUUUCCCCAGAAAAUAGAUUUGUAGCCUGCAUAAAGGAUAGCUGUGAGUGACGGAGGAAAUCCCACUUACUUUGAUGAAUGAAUGAAAUUUAGCUUGAUUCCCAGUUAUAAAUGCUGGCAACAAAUCACAGUAGAAAAAAAGCAUCACCUUCAAUUUUCCCACCAAUACAAAAAACCCUUAUUUCAUGUUACAGUUGGAGGUAUAUAACAAUAUUAUUUAUAUUUGUCAUCACUGUGAAUGAUAGCAGAUUUCAUAAUUUGAUGUCCUAAUGAAAAAGAACCACUCCCCCUCCAAAAAAAAAGCUUAAUCCAACGUAAACAUGUAAGUAGGUUGAAGAUAAAAAGAUGAAAAGACUUUAUAUCAUGAAAACAUUAGUCAGGAAGGAAAAGCAUGUGUGGAUAUACCAACAUCAGAGACGAAAUUUAAAGGCGAAGUGAUUGCUAUGGACAAGCAGGACAUUGCAUUGCUCCGUCAAGAAGACAGCCAUGCUGAAUGUGUGCACCAAGAAACAAGGCUUUAAGAGGCACUGUUGAUGAUAAUGGAGGAAGAACUGGUCUGUAACCAUAGUUGAAUAGCCGCAUCCCCACCCUCAGCAGUGGAUGAAACUGCUGGACAGAGAGUAAGUGAAGUUGCAGGUGAAUUGAACAGGACCAAGUGAACAUUUAAGACCGUUCCACCCAACAUGAACACAGGUCCUUUCCGUACACCCCUGGAACAUUCUCCAGCUUUAAACUAUCUUAUGUCAGAGAGCAAAUCCCAACUGGAAUUUGUAAAAUUCGUAGUUAAUUUACUCUCUGAUGACGCUAAAAUCAAGUUAGAAAGUAAUCAGUAACAGAAUCAGAAUAGCCAAACCCUUGGAAAUUAAACAGUAUAAUUUCUACUUGCAAUUAGUGGAUCAAAGAGUCUCAGUGGAGAAAGAAAUGCAUUCGGAAGAAUGAUGAUAGAGAUACAGUAUACCCCAGUAAGAGAAUGAAGAGUUAGGCCACAGUCUGGGAGAGCUUUUCAAAGUACAUACUUAGGCAAGGACCACUGUCUAUAAUAUACAAGAACUCUUAACACUCAACAGAGGAACAAACAACUACGUCUAUAUAAACAUACUUCACCAAAGGGGAUGUGUAGGUGGGGAAACAUCUGGAAAAGCAAUCUGUAUCAUUUGUCUUUAUGGAAUUACAAGUUAAAUCAACAGUGGGAUGUCACCAUGCACCUGUUAGGAUGGCUGAGAUAGGAAAAAUUGACAGCACUUUACUCCUUUGCAGGAUAUUCAACAACAGUUACUGCCGGGGAGUACAAAAGUGCCGAGGCGGCUCUGCAGUGUCUUCCAGAGCCAGACAUUGUCCUGUGUUAGGGACUGGAUUAUUCCCCUCCAAGGAGAGGCUUAGGAGUCCUACCCCAGGACCUGUGAGUGGGACUAUGAGAUCGUGUGGAAUUAGGAUAGGUCCCCCCGCCCCCACCUGGCAUUCCUAGGGGACGGGAGGCAGACACACAGACCACAAUGCACGAAGCUAAAUGAAGACAGAGUCUGUGAAACUGUCUAAUCUAGUUCGACAUUCUGGAAGCUGCAGAGCCCUAGAGACAGGUUUAAAAAGCAGGGCCUGCCAGGGCUCUCUGAGGGAGUGGAGGCUGGGAGGGUGGAGGCUGAGAGGUGAAAGACUGGGCGCUAGGGAGGGCGGGCUGGUUCCCUGUAGUGGAAAUGUGCUAUGCCUUUGUCUAAACUCAUGGAAUUGUACAGCACAAAGCGAGACUUUUAAUGAAUGUAAAAUGAAGGAAUAGCUUAGGUGGUUGGGGGCUUUCAGGGUGGGGUGCAGACUGUGAUGGAAGAAUCUGUGAUUCCCUAAAAGUGCAGUGGUGGUGACCCAGGUAACCCUGGAAAAGAGUGUAGCCUUCCAGAGUGAGGGUCAGAGUGGCGCAGGAGCUCUUUGCUCUGGCUGCUCUCUGUGUUCCCCAGAGAGAGGGUAUGAAUUUCUGCCCAGCCCUGCAUGUACACACUCAUGGACUGAUUGGAUGCGGGUGGUGGGAGAGGGCACCUGCGUAAAGUACAGACGUCUGAACCAAGUGUGGACUUCAGCCAUAGUGCAACAGUGCUGUCUGUUAACUGCACAUGAACCGCCAGUGGGAGAUGCAAAAGAACUUGUGAAGGAGCUGAAAAGGCAGAAGACUGACUUGGAUAAACCACGUGUUUGGCAGAUGAUUCAUCUGGAACAUACAAAGGAUCCUCAAAACUCAGCAAUACAGUAAACAACAUGCUGCUUUAUGACCCAACAAUUGCAAUGCUGGAUUUAUCCAGAAAAAAAUCUAUGUUAAAAAAAAGUAAGCCAUGUACGCAAGCAUUCAUAACAGUUUUACUUUUGAUUGCCCAAAAUAAGAAACAGCCUCAGCAUCCUUGACUAGGUAGAUGGUUAACUACAAUGUGGAAUACCAUGGACUGCUACCCAGCAAUAAAAAGAAGCAACCAGUUGUUGCAUACAACUCAGAUGGAUUGUGAGAAUUAUCAAGGUAGAUUUAAAAAGCCCAUCUCAGGAAGUUAUAUAUUGUACAAUUACACUUAUGUAAUAUUCCUGAAAUAAUAUGAGAGGAAGCAGUUGAAGGAUUCCAGAGGUCGGGGAUGUGGUGUGGACGGGGAUGGCUGUGGCCAUCAAGUGA
Ochotona curzoniae (black-lipped pika) is the source of this 4355-nucleotide messenger RNA. RefSeq names its product putative tRNA (cytidine(32)/guanosine(34)-2'-O)-methyltransferase. The record is from RefSeq and is a predicted model, not a curated record. NCBI's taxonomy places the organism in Eukaryota, Metazoa, Chordata, Mammalia, Lagomorpha, Ochotonidae. Gene Ontology annotation, molecular function: tRNA methyltransferase activity. Gene Ontology annotation, cellular component: cytoplasm. Gene Ontology annotation, biological process: cytoplasmic translation; tRNA methylation.